AAUCUGUGUUUUAAAUAAAUGAUGGCUUUGUCAACAGCUCACCCAGCCUUACUGGUCUUUUAGUGAGUGAAGACGGUGAAGAUAUUCCCCGGGUGAGCCCACUGUUAUCAACAACAUUGCUGUUAUUAUUAUUAUUACUAGAAUUGAAAUCACUGUGUCUCUAGUCUGCAUCCUCCUUCUGCACUGCGUUGACCCAGCCAUGAACCCAGAGUAUGACUACUUGUUCAAGCUUCUGUUGAUCGGCGACUCUGGGGUUGGCAAGUCGUGUCUGCUGCUCCGCUUCGCAGAUGACACUUACACAGACAGCUACAUCAGCACCAUUGGAGUGGAUUUCAAAAUCAGGACCAUCGAACUGGAGGGGAAGACUGUGAAGCUUCAGAUUUGGGACACUGCUGGACAGGAACGUUUCCGGACCAUCACAUCCAGUUACUACAGAGGGGCUCAUGGGAUCAUCAUCGUCUACGACGUGACAGAUCAGGAGUCCUUCAAUAACGUGAAGCACUGGCUGGAGGAAAUCAGCCGCUACGCCAGCGAGAACGUCAGCAGGCUGCUGGUGGGAAACAAAUGUGACCUGGCCUCCAAAAAGGUGGUGGACUUCACGACCGGAAAGGAGUACGCCACGUCCCUUGAGAUCCCCUUUCUCGAGACCAGCGCCAAGAACGCCACCAACGUCGAGCAGGCGUUCGUCACUAUGUCGACGGAGAUCAAGAAACGGGUGGGCCAUGACGCCGUUCAGAGCGAGGCGGGAAAAAGCACCGCGCAGAUCCACAGCUCCCCCUUGUGGUCUGGAGGGGGAAAGCAGGGAGGGGAGGAGAGUAGAUGUUGCUAAAUAUAUAUGGGAAUUCAAGAUAGCGUAGAGCAGUAUGUGUAUGUAUAUACACUGUGUGUGUGUGUAUAUAUAUGUGCACAUUUAUUAGGACACCUCAUUGUUUCUGCAGUUUGUAUUUGUUGUGCAGAUGAAAUCAAACCACUGCAGCAAUAAAUCUUGGAAAAUUGUCAGCAGAGAUAAAUUAGUGAUUGUCUACACAUGCAGAUCAUUUAAAAUAGUCGGAGAAAAGGAACUCACAGCCACAAAUAGUCAUAUGCAUGAGACUUUUUAGUUGUGUAGCCUAAUUAAAGCACAAAGAAAGUGGUCUAACAUUUUCACACAAGUGCCUGCUGUUUCUGUGUCAGAGUGAAAUCUGAAACUGUCACGGGUUAGGGUUAGGCAUAUGGAGGAUAUAAAUGACUAAUCUUGCAUGUUAGUCUGCAGUGUACGUGUGUCUGAUACAACAUUGUUAAUUACCAAGCAGCAUGUAAUUACAUUUUCUCUCUUUUUUUUUGUGUAUUCACUUUUCAUGAUGUUUCUAAUCAUUCAGUAUUAUUUGAGCCGUUGCACUCAAUGAAUGCAAACAUCGCAAAAAGUUAAAUGGACAAGUAGAAAAAUAGGAAUUUCAACUUCCAGUCUGGAAACUGUACGUGAUUUCAUCCUUGAUUGAUCAGAUGAGUCAGUUGGCCCAUUUAAAACAUUUUCUAAUUCUGAAUGCCUCCCACGUUAGAAAAACAAAGGGUUCACUUCAGUGUGCGCCUUGACUUGACAUCUGUGAAAAAUCUGGAAUUGACUUGUGUUGUCAAAAAAA
Polyodon spathula (Mississippi paddlefish) is the source of this 1619-nucleotide messenger RNA. RefSeq names its product ras-related protein ORAB-1-like. Gene Ontology annotation, molecular function: GTP binding; GTPase activity. The transcript has 6 exons. NCBI's taxonomy places the organism in Eukaryota, Metazoa, Chordata, Actinopteri, Acipenseriformes, Polyodontidae. The record is from RefSeq and is a predicted model, not a curated record. Gene Ontology annotation, biological process: regulation of exocytosis; protein secretion. The coding region runs from base 200 to 829 and encodes 209 amino acids.